UAGAAAUAGAUAUAUUACUAUUUCAGAUCUCUUCCUUCCUCGUGGUAAAAUUUACAAGCAGUCUGUAAAUGGAUGCCCUUAGCAUUAAAUAAUAGAUUUUUUUGUUUGAUAAAUUAUAUCAUUGAUAUUAAUCAGAUAUUAUAAAUGUGAGAGGUUACAACCCAUAGUAGUGAUUUAGUUGGGUUUUUUUUUUUUAGGUAACAAGCGAAUUUAUAGAGAAAUGUCUGAUUCGGUGAUGUUUUGUUUAGAAUAUCCGAAACCAGUUAACCGCGGACUAAGUACGUGUAUAUACAGCGGAUUGACCCCGUAUUCGUGCAACCAUGUCGUGCUCUGUCGCAGUGAAAUUUUCAAUGUUUUCUGAACAAAUUAUGCCUCAAUGGGUCUUUCAAUAGUUUCUUCUUUUCUUCGACCAUUUAAAUAUAAUGACAUCUACUGUGUAUUAUAAAGCCAUAAGGGUUUUCAAUUUAAACAAACGUUCUAGGGUUACCCAUUCAAUAUCGCACUCUCUCUGCUCGGAGAGUUUUUGUCAAUAUUUCUGCAAUAAAUGAUCCCGAUUAGACAGCGUUCUAUUUAUUAAUAAUUCAUCACCCAAAGAGCUACUGAAGAACUCCCUGGAAACGCAAGACUGCACCACAAUCUCCUCAAGGCCUACAUGUAUGCGGGAUUUUCUCUGAUAAUCUUUAAAAGCAUUAACAAGAGUUACGCAAUAUCGAUUGUGAAUGAUCAAGAUUGAGUGCCCGGAUUAUGUGGAUCUUUAACAUAGCACUUCUUCAGUAAGGUAUGUGAGUCUCGGUCACCUGAUGAGUUAGAACGGAUCUAAUCUGCACAUAUCAAUGCAAUGUAGAUAGACACACUAGUGAGCGCGAUCUACCUAACAUGCCUCGGAUCAACGUAGUAUCUUCUGUCCCUGGGGCUGAGUCGGUGGUGAGACAAUUACUCUGUGAACCUGUCGUAGGUGUAUCGUGUCAGGGAACAAAACAUACAAAUGUGUUGACGUCCGUUACAAUUGGAGUGCCUUCAGGAGACAUUUACGUGUUCGAUGUGAAAUCUUGUUCAGCCAUUGUGCUAGAUGGGGGUCUUAUUAGGCUUCUGCAGUCUGUCGAACUAGUUAAGGUGUUUCAUGACGUAAGCAUCGACAGUAGGGUACUACAGCCAUAUGGUGUCAAAGUCAGGCAUUAUUUCGAUACGCAGGUUGGGUAUUCCGUUCUGCUGGAACAAAAGGGAUUUCCUCCAAGAAAGAUAAAUCUUCCACAACUUUGUAAGAAGUACCAAAUCGGUCUACCCUCUCCAGAUCAACAAGAACAGAAAAGAAUGGGCGAGGAUGUGAAUUACUGGGCUAAACGUCCCUUGUCUAAAUCCAUGUUAAACCUGUGUGCUGCAUCCGUAAUGGCCCUUGGAACUUUGUACACCUGUCUAGCCAGUCAGUUAGAUCCUGACAUGUGGGCGUGGUUUGACUGUAUGAGUGAGGAGAACCGCUUAUCUCGGAUCCAACAGAGGCGGAUCCAGUCCGUGAAGACCGCCAGAAAAAAUCAGCAGUUUAUGGAGCACCUAUACGAAUAUCCCGUGUCACGCCUCACUGAAGCGGAAAGACAGCUGAUCGCCGAGUCGAUGCCAGAGACACGCCCAAUCUAAACUAGACUCACAGCGAGGAUGUAGCAGCGGUCCUAAGAUUUUGAUCAUAACAAUAUCAUAUGUUUGGAAUACAUGAAGUAUUAAUUCAUAUUUGAUGUAAUCAUGGGCGCUGGCACAGUGAUAAGUGACUUAACAGGGGUGGGUGGGAUUCAGGCGAGUGUUGUGACCCAUAGGCCUCUUGUUUUGUGUGUACUUGAUUAAGUUCCCAUUGAUAUAAAAACGUAUGUACUGUUAAUAGGACAAUGAUUCACUUAUCACCAGUGUCCCCCUCAGUUUUAUCAUUUACUUUAUAAUAGGAAACUUUGUGAAUUUGUUUUAGUAGUUUUAAUGAUAUGUUGUUUUACGAAAUAUGUAGCACACACACAAUUGACAACCAGUAGUAUAAUCAUUGUAUUUUUGUAAUAAAAUAUCAAAUGUUACAAAAA
Molecule: messenger RNA, 2057 nt
Organism: Ostrea edulis (European flat oyster)
Lineage: Eukaryota; Metazoa; Mollusca; Bivalvia; Ostreida; Ostreidae
Product: piRNA biogenesis protein EXD1-like
Exons: 7
Coding region: 877-1632 (251 amino acids)
Biological process (GO): nucleobase-containing compound metabolic process
Molecular function (GO): 3'-5' exonuclease activity; nucleic acid binding
Source: RefSeq, a predicted model, not a curated record